AUGAUUUGUCUGGCCUCUGCCUCCUAUUCCCACGCAGGAUCCUCUAGCCCAGAAGAUAAGUAUCAGUCACUGAGGACAGACAGGAUGGCCACCAGGGAUCUGGCAAUAAGAGUGAUCUUCUUAAUCCAGACUGUGGUUGGAAUCCUGGGGAACUUGUCUCUUCUUUACCAUUAUGUCCUUUUUUCUUUCACUAGGUGUAGGCCAAGGCCCACAGAUUUGAUUGUCAAGAACCUGAUUGUAGCCAACAUUUUGGUCCUGGUCUCUUUUGGAAUACACCAUACCCUGUCAACUUUUGGGUGGUAUAACAUGUUCAGUGAUUUUGGAUGUAAAUUCUUCCCCUAUGUUCGUGGUGUGGGCAGGGGCGUGUCCAUUGGCAUGACCUGCCUCUUGAGUGUCUUCCAGGCCAUCACGAUCAGCCCCCAGAACUCCAGAUGGACAGCGCUUAAAGAGAAAGCUCUCAAGUGCCUUGUCCCUUCACUUGUCCUAUGCUGGGUCUUGCAGAUAUUGAUAAAUAUCAUGUAUCCUGUGGUUAUGGGUAGCACUUUGAACAAGAAUAAUAUCACAAACAGAAAAAGUUUCGAGUACUGUUCAGCUGUUCGUUAUGAGAAAACCAGAAAUUCAUUGAAUACAAUGUUGUUAACAUUACCUGAUGUGUUGUAUGUGGGGCUCAUGCUCUGGGCCAGCAUUUCUAUGGUUUUCCUUCUGUACCAGCACAAGCAGAGGGUCCAACACAUUCAUCGGACCAGCGUCUCCUCCACAUCAUCCCCUGAGUCCACAGCCACCAAAACCAUUUUCCUCCUGGUGUGUACCUUUGUCUACUUUAAUACCCUUUCGUCGGUCUUUCAAAUUGUUUUGUCUGUUUUUGACUGUCCCACCUGGUACCUCGUGAACACCAGUUCAGUGAUCGCUCUGUGUUUCCCAGCUGUCAGUCCCUUUCUGCUCAUGAGCCGAGACCCCAGGGUAUCCAUGGUCUGCUUUCCCUGUAUAAGGAAUAUAAAAUGCCCUCAUUUUAUGAGAAUUGUGUAA
Messenger RNA from Prionailurus viverrinus (fishing cat), 1026 nucleotides. Its product is annotated as vomeronasal type-1 receptor 4. Gene Ontology annotation, biological process: G protein-coupled receptor signaling pathway. Gene Ontology annotation, cellular component: membrane. Gene Ontology annotation, molecular function: pheromone receptor activity. NCBI's taxonomy places the organism in Eukaryota, Metazoa, Chordata, Mammalia, Carnivora, Felidae. The transcript has a single exon. The coding region runs from base 1 to 1026 and encodes 341 amino acids. The record is from RefSeq and is a predicted model, not a curated record.